CGCCUCAAGAGUCAAUCGACCAUGCUGCUGCGCGAGAGUGUCAUCCUGCUGUGCGCCCUGGCGGGGGCGCUGUCGGUGCCGGCCAGGCUGAGGCGCGGCCUCGACGUGGGGCUGCAGAUCAUCGGCGGCGACACCGCGGACAUCGCCGACUUCCCCUACCAGGUUUCCAUGGAGAAGUACGGCGAGCACGACUGUGGUGGAUCCAUCCUGAACAAGCAGUGGAUCCUCACUGCGGCGCACUGCCUCUACAGCAGCGUCAAGGCGACCGACGUGGGCGUGCGGUACGGCACCAGCACCCAGGGCCAGGGCGGCACACUGCUGGCCGCCAAGUUCGUCGGCUACCACGACAAGUACGUCCACGACCUGCACCAGCACGACGUGGGCCUCAUCCAGGUGGACAAGGACAUCGUCUUCUCCCUGCUGGCGCGGCCCAUCGCCAUGGUGGACGUCGACGCCGAGAUCGACUCCUCCGCCGUCCUGAUGGCCUCCGGCUGGGGUACCCUGCACUCCGGCGACUGGGAGGGCCCCACGCAGCUGUACGCCGUGCUGGUCCCCUACGUGCCGCGCGCCACCUGCCGCGUCUCCUACGGGUGGCUUGGCAAGGUCGUCGACGACUCCAUGAUCUGCGCCGGCGUCUCCGGCAAAGACACCUGCCAGGGAGACUCCGGCGGCCCGCUGGUCAACGACCUGGGCAUCCAGGUGGGCGUCGUCUCGUGGGGCCACGGCUGCGGCAGCCCCGGCUUCCCCGGCAUCUACGCCGACCUGGCCAACGAGGAGAACCGCAAGUGGAUCACGGACACCUCCGGCGUCGCGUAGAGCCCUCCCUGGCACCAAAGCGCCACUCGACACGCUCCAUUCAUUCCAA
Molecule: messenger RNA, 865 nt
Organism: Thrips palmi
Lineage: Eukaryota; Metazoa; Arthropoda; Insecta; Thysanoptera; Thripidae
Product: trypsin-3-like
Exons: 6
Coding region: 22-816 (264 amino acids)
Biological process (GO): proteolysis
Molecular function (GO): serine-type endopeptidase activity
Source: RefSeq, a predicted model, not a curated record